Diorhabda sublineata is the source of this 2761-nucleotide messenger RNA. It is a transcript of the gene Mps1, whose product is annotated as dual specificity protein kinase Ttk. Gene Ontology annotation, biological process: mitotic spindle assembly checkpoint signaling; peptidyl-serine phosphorylation; protein localization to kinetochore. The coding region runs from base 62 to 1549 and encodes 495 amino acids. NCBI's taxonomy places the organism in Eukaryota, Metazoa, Arthropoda, Insecta, Coleoptera, Chrysomelidae. The transcript has a single exon. The record is from RefSeq and is a predicted model, not a curated record. Gene Ontology annotation, molecular function: protein serine/threonine kinase activity; protein serine/threonine/tyrosine kinase activity; ATP binding. Gene Ontology annotation, cellular component: kinetochore; spindle; nucleus.
UAUAUGUCAAUGUCAAUAGUUUGAUAGUUCGUUACUUUUAAAUGUACUUUAUAUACAAAAUAUGAGUUCAACAUCGGAUUAUGCUGAAUUUAGAAAAUCUAUUUUAGAAAGAGAGAUGAUAUUAAGAGGAUCACAAACCGCUGUGAAGAAAAGAAAUGUUCCGAAGAAAUUCACACCACUAGCUCCUCUAGAUUUUAACGCAAUCAAAAGGGAAAUACUCGAAGCCAGCAGCAAUGAACUUCUACCAUCAGUAAACUAUCAUAAAAUGGAAGACAACACUAGUACACAAGAAUUUACUAGUAAUAAUGUGUCCGAAAAAUUAGAAUGUAUAAACGAAGGAGUCCCCGUAGCAGUAAAUAAAGAAAACCCAAAACAGACGAAAAAUAAGUGUUUAAAACCCAAAGAAAACGAUAGUUUUGAUUUGGAUUUUUCGGCAUUAUCCCUACACACUCCAGCAAAACAAAACGAUUUCGUAUCUUUUAAAGAAUGUACGGUAAACAAACCUCUAUUUGAUAGUUUCGUUACCCCAAAAGUGAAAAAUAUUCUCCCUUCAAAAUUACAUUGCAGUGUUCCUAGAACCCCAGUGAACGUAAACAACGAAAGCGUUGUAUUACAACCCGAAAAGACGCCAAAUAAUCCUAAAAAUAUAGUUUGUUCCAUACCGAGGAGCAUCCCAGACGAAAAAACGUUCGAAAAACUACAAGUGAACGAUGUGCAAUAUCUCAUUUUAAAUUUGUUAGGAAAAGGCGGUAGUUCGUUCGUGUACCAGUGUUUUUGCGUGGAAAAACGGCUUUUAGUGGCAAUAAAAUGUGUUUCGUUAGAAAACGCCCAAUCAGCUCAAGGAUACAUAAACGAAGUAAAAUUAUUACAAAGAUUACAACAUUGCGAUAGAAUCAUAAAGUUAUACGAUUACCAGAUACUGGAAGACGAAAAAAAGCUAUUUAUGGUACUGGAGAAGGGCGGGGAGGAUUUUACUACCGUGUUAAACAACCUAACCAACCAAAAGACAAACAUCCCCAUAUACAUGUUACUUUUCUAUUGGAUGGAGAUGCUACAAGCCGUGAAACAAAUCCACGACCACGAAAUCAUCCAUUCAGAUCUGAAACCCUCGAAUUUUCUGUGGGGGGAAAAAGGAUUGAAGUUAAUAGAUUUUGGUAUCGCUUCUAGCGUUCAAACGGAUAUGACGAGUGUGAUUAAGACAAUACCUGAAGGGUCUUGUAAUUAUAUGAGCCCUGAAGCUUUGCGUAACGAUACUUCGAGCCCCGGGAAAAACAAAUAUCAGUUGCAUUAUAAAUCUGAUGUUUGGUCGUUGGGAUGUAUUUUGUAUCAAAUGGUUUAUAAGAGAACUCCGUUUCAUCAUUUGAAGAAACUCUGGACGAAAUUGGCUUUUAUAAUGGAUCCGAAUCAUCGAAUUGAGUAUCCGGAUGUGACUUGGGUGCCUGUUAAAAUAGUAAAUACCAUCAAAAAAUGCUUAGAAUAUAACGUUAGACUCCGGCCGUCUGUAGAUGAACUUUUACGGGAAUAUGAUUCGAAUUUGUGCAAUAUAUAGAUUAGACGUUGACUAUUGGUGAUAUCUGAGUGUAUAUUGAGUGUCAAAACUGUGUAAAUAUACAAAAAAGUUGUAGUAUUUUCAAGAAUACAUUAAGAGAGAAAUAAGGUGAAAAAGCGAUAUUUACGAUAACAUAAUUGAGAAAUAAUCUCCAUUAAACUAUAUACAUACCGAAUUUUUAUAAUUUAACUUGACUUUUUAUAAUAAACACUAUUUGAGUUUUUAAAUUAUUGUGUUUGACAGUAAAAAAUUCGACAAUACCUGCUACUAUAUUUAUUUUAUUUGCAAAUCUAUCCUGUUAUCAUUUUACAGCAAAAAACAAUAUUAAUAAUUUUUAAUCCCAAAGAUUUUCUUAAUCGAACAGAUUUAAUUUAAAAUACUUAAAUUUGUGAUUAAAAAAUAACCAAUGUCAAAACGUCAGAUAUAUCAAUUGUUACCAACCUAUAGUUUACGACCAUAGAUAAAUUAGAAACAUAGAUUCGUGUUGUAUUUUGUGGUCCUAAUAUCAUAGAUUAUAAUCUGUUGUAUAGAAGUGUAUCUUUUAUUACACCAGAUUUCGUUAGGAACAUGGACUGUAAAGAUAACAAUAUGGCGGCCGUGACUUUAUUAAUUUUGUAAUGGGAAUUUCUUGGAAUUACUUUAAUAAAAAUAUUUAGGCUCGUAUUUAUAAUAAUAUAAAACCAAUAAUCGUAUUAAGUGUCUGUAUUAUUUAAAUUAUACGAUUCUUAUCAAAAUAUCAAAUGAAUCGUGAUGUAUCGACUUAGUGAUUAAUCGAUUGUAGAUCAUGUGAAGUAUUAAUAGCUUUGUUCGUGCAUCUGAUUCCGAAUCAGUUUAAGGACCGUACUUUAAAAAUUAUCGUUCUCAGGUUACAUCGUUAUUUAUUUAUUACUAAUUAAAUUAUUGUUGGAUUGAUAAUAAUCGUUUCCAAUAAAUCGAAAUAUUGAAUAGUUUCAUAAUCAAGCUUACAACGAUAGUAAAUUGAUUCAGAAUCGAUUCUAAAUUUGAUACUACGAAUUUUGUGGUGCAGACAAUAAUUUUGUGGUUCUUAUCAAAAUAGUAAAAAUCGAAUGAUUUAUUCUAUUAAAAUAUCGAUUCAAAUCAUAUUCCAUAAUAUUCGAAUGACAAACGUAAUCGUAAACUUUUAUUUUGUAAGAUUAUCAAUACGAGGGGAGAUUGGAAAAUUGGUUAUAAACGUGAAAUAAAACAAUUCUA